This is a messenger RNA of Notechis scutatus (mainland tiger snake), 1775 nucleotides long. It is a transcript of the gene DAPP1, whose product is annotated as dual adaptor of phosphotyrosine and 3-phosphoinositides 1. NCBI's taxonomy places the organism in Eukaryota, Metazoa, Chordata, Lepidosauria, Squamata, Elapidae. The record is from RefSeq and is a predicted model, not a curated record.
CAGAGAGAAUUGCUCGUCUUUACAGGGUGUCCACACUGUUUAUCACGAACAGCAAGAAGCUGAACCUGAAACAAAAGGAUGUUGACCUGUUUGCCAUCUCUCUUAUCUUUCUUUCUGUGGCCAGUGGUACUUUGAAAAGGAGCUGCGACAACUGUGGUGGAUGGGCAUAGUAGAGAUGGAAGACAGAAGGAGGAUGAGCUACCGGCACGUUCAUGUCCAAGCAGAAGAGGAGCUCCAGAACCUAGAAUGGUAUCAUGACAAUCUCACACGUCAUGCAGCAGAGGCUCUUCUUCUUUCCAAUGGCAGUGAUGGAAGCUAUCUCCUAAGAAAAAGCAAUGGCAAGACUACUCUUUUUUCGCUUUCUGUAAGAGCAAAAGAUUCUGUAAAGCAUUUUCAUGUGGAAUACACAGGGAAUUCAUACAAGUUUGGCUUCAAUGAAUUUUCAGACUUGAAAGACCUGAUUAUGCAUUUUGCAAAUCAGCCUUUAAUAGGUAGUGAGACAGGGACUUUGAUUGUAUUGAAGCAUCCAUAUCCCAAGAAAGUAGAAGAGCCUUCCAUUUAUGAAUCUGUGCGAGUCCACACGGCUAUGCAGUCGGGAAGAACAGAACUUGACCUCAUUCCCAAUGCUCCAUCGUUAGGGACUAAAGAAGGUUAUCUAACAAAGCAAGGCAAAAUAGUUAAGAACUGGAAAACUAGGUGGUUUACGCUGCAUAGGAAUGAGCUGAAAUACUACAAAGAUCAGACGUCCACAGAGCCAAUCAGAGCACUUGAUUUAACUGAAUGCUCAGCAGUGCAGUUUGACUAUUCCCAAGAAAAAGUGAAUUGCUUUUGUUUAGUAUUUCCAAUGCGAACGUAUUACAUGUUUGCAAAGACUGGAGUAGAAGCCGAUGAGUGGAUUAAAAUAUUGCAGUGGAAAUUGUCCCAGAUAAGGAAAAAACGCCAGAAUGAUGCCACACUCAGGCCAUAGUAGUUUUGGCUACAAAUGCUAACUGUGCAGAAACCAACUUUGUUUCAUAUUCAUACGCCUUCAGAUUCGUUAAUCAGCAUUAAGAAGGGCUGCACCCGAUCAGAUCAGAGGUUUUUAAGCUCUGCAGCUGCUGACUUGCUGACAACUGAUUUCUAGGGGAUUCCUGAACACUGUUAAAGCAGAAGACCUUGGAAGAUGGAUAUUCACCUAUUCAACACUUCAUUAUUCUGGAUAUGCUCAGUGGUUGCUGGCAUUCUGUAUUUGCCUUUGCUGCCAGGUUUUGACCAGUUCUUUCUUAUGUAAGCAGUUUCAGUCAAAGUUUCAUAGCAUGAACCUGAACUCACUCAAACCCACUCACCUCUGGCUGCCAUUCCAUAUGCUUCAAACCAUUUACCCACUGGUCUAUUAAGACACACUUGCACAGAGUUUUUUAAAAAAUAGUUUUGAUUUCAUCUGUGGCUUUGCUUGGGUUUAAGAAUCGUCUGUUCACACUUCAAAAUCAUUUUCUCAGAACUUCUGUAGUUUUGACUUCCCUGGUGAGCAAUCGUUAUAGAUAAUCUACUGCUAGUGGGACACAUUUCUAUGAGCAAGUAAGAUUUUUUUCAAAUAUUGGGAGUACAGGUAGCCCUCAAUUUAUAACCAUUUUGUUUAGUGACUGUUCAAAGUUAAAAUGGCACCGAAAAACGUGACUCAUGACCGGGUCUCACACGAUCGUAGCAUCCCUGUGGUCCCGUGAUCAAAAUUUGGGUGCUUGGCAACUGGCAUGUAGUUAUGACAGCUGCAUUGUCCCGGAGUCAUGUGAUCACCA